This is a messenger RNA of Dictyostelium purpureum, 1254 nucleotides long. RefSeq lists its product as uncharacterized. NCBI's taxonomy places the organism in Eukaryota, Evosea, Eumycetozoa, Dictyosteliales, Dictyosteliaceae. The record is from RefSeq and is a predicted model, not a curated record. Bases 1 to 1254 code for a protein of 417 amino acids. The transcript has a single exon.
AUGGAAAUAAAUUUAAAAUUAAAUUCAUUAGUUUUUAAUGAAGUAUUACCAUAUCUAUCAUAUAAUAAUAAAUAUAAAAGAAUAUUAGAAUUAAGUUUAAUUUCAAAACAAUCAUUUCAAAUCAUUCAAAAUUUAUUAACUCAUAAACAUAUCAUCAAAAUUGAACCAAAUAUUCUAAUAAACUCAAUAAAGAAAUCAAAAGAAAAUAACAACUAUGAACUAUUUUUAAUAAAGUAUAAAGAGUUGGAAAGUAUCCAUUUCAAUCAUUGCAAUAUUUAUUCAACAAAGAGACUCAAAAAGAUCAAGAGUGAACUUUUAGAACAAUGUAAACAAUUAAAAAAAGUUAUUUUCGACUAUGUUAGUGUUGAUACUAUGGAUGGGAAUCCAACAUGUGAUAAUUUUUAUGAAUAUAGAGUUUUAAUUUUAUUUUGGAAUAUACAACGACCUCCAUUUUCGAACGAAACCGAAUAUCCAUUGGACCCAGAAUAUAGAUAUUCUUUUGAAUUUUUAUCAAGAUACCCAAAUUCAAAGAAAAUCUUAAUAACAACAGUUGACAAUCCAAUGCAUUUAGAGUAUUUGGAUGGUAUUUUAUUAAAUUGUUGUAGUACAGUAGAAGCUAUUACAUUUGACUUAAACAAUACACCCCAUAAUUUUGUUGGAAAAGUAAUAAAUUCGAAAUCGCCGGCAAUCAAAUCAUUCACUGUUAGAUUGGCCGAUGACACAAGUAAAUUUGUUGCAAAUUUAUUUAGAGAAUCAGAAAUCUCAAAAAAUAAUAUAUUAAAGGUGUUAAAAUUAAAAUUAAGAAAUUGUUUGGAUUUUGCCACUUCAUAUCCCCACCAAGAGCCAACCGAAUUUUUAAAAACACUAAUAGGUAAUCAAACUUUAGAAACAUUGGGUUUAGAAUUAUUCAAAGUAAGCAACUCGGAAAAACUAUCACCACUCAUCCAAGUACCAAAUAUUAAAUCAUUAAUAUGCAAAUUCAACUCUAUUGAAGCCUUUCUUUUACAUUGCAACGAAAAUCCUAAUAUUACCACUUUAAAAGCUGGUUGGUUUAACCCAUAUAAAGGUAGUAAUGACAUUAAUGUUUUGGUAAAUGCACUUUUAAAUUUCUUUAAAAAUAAUAAAUCAUCAUUGCAUUCAAUUAUACUUCCUAGAUUACCAGAUAAUAAUUUAAAAGAACUUAUCAACAAUAUGGAAAGAAAUAUUAAUAUUAAAAGAUUUUGUUCAUCUAUUACUUUUUAUUAUUAUAAAUAA